CUAUAUAUAGUGCUGAUUGAUCUACCACUAAUAUAAUAUUAUGCAUAUUUGAUGAGAUGUAAUGUUUUAUAUAUUUGAUUCAUCUUAAUCAUGCUUCACGUUUUGACACUUUAGACUCUGCCUCAUGUCAUCUAUUAAUAUAUUGCUAUACUUUGUUUGCACUAUAAAUACCUUAUUUUCAAACACAAUGAACUCAUCUUCUUACUCACCUUUAUCUGUUUGUUAAUUUUUUAAAGUAAUGGAUAAUAACAGUAUUAACAAUGUGAACCUUCCACCCGGAUUUCGUUUUUAUCCAACAGAUGAAGAGCUUGUACUUCAUUUCCUUCACAGAAAAAAAACACCACUCUUACCUUUCCACCCUGAUGUCAUUCCUGAUCUUCACCUUUACUCAUAUGAUCCAUGGCAACUUCAUGGUAGAGCUUUGGCUGAGGGAAACAAAUGGUAUUACUAUAGCAGAAGGAGUACACAAAAUAGAGUCACUUGCAAUGGUUAUUGGAAGCCAACAGGAAUAGAAGAGCCAGUGUUUUGUAGCACCAAAAACAACAGAAUUGGCAUCAAGAAACAUUUUGUCUUUCAUAUGGGAGAAUCAGAUUCUGUUGGUAUCAAAACCAAUUGGAUCAUGCAUGAAUUUCGUCUAUCACAUAGUUCUACUAAUUCCUCUUCCUCAUCAUCCAAAAUAAAAUCACAACCAAUAAAAGAUUAUAGUAAAUGGGUGAUAUGUCGUGUAUAUGAGAGCAAAGGAGAUGACGACGACGACGGAACGGAUCAGCUCUCUUGUUUGGAUGAAGUUUUCUUGUCAUCAUUGGAUGAUUUUGAUGAAAUAAGCUUACCAAAUUAUAACUAAUUAGCUUAUGUGAAAUUCAUAAAGUGUAUAACGUUAUGCUUUCAAAGAUCCCAUUCACUUCAAAUUUGUCUGCUCUUUAUUCUGUAUAAAAAAGACACCUCACACCCAUGGCAUUUAGUAUGUACUCGUUCAAUUGUGGUUUAUAGAAAGUGAAUGGGAUUGUGGAGCCCAUUGAGUACUAUAAGUAAGGUGAAGGAAGCUUGCAAAUGAGCAUUCAACAAUAAACAUAAGCUUUAUAGCUUUUUGCCUACUUUCAUUGAUGCUAUUUGGUACCUGUUGUUGUCUUGUGUCACAAUGCUAAGGGACAAUCUCUCUGUUUUUUCCUUUGCACGUCUAUAAAAGUGCAUGCUUAGGGAAGCAUAAGUCAUGUGUGAUGCAACCACUCAAUUGCUUUUCAAGCACCAGUAUAAUCACUAUACUUCAUUUUGAAUUAAGUUUUUAUCAUAUACAUCAAUUAUUACUUUUACUUA
Molecule: messenger RNA, 1314 nt
Organism: Cicer arietinum (chickpea)
Lineage: Eukaryota; Viridiplantae; Streptophyta; Magnoliopsida; Fabales; Fabaceae
Gene: NAC01
Product: NAC domain-containing protein
Biological process (GO): regulation of DNA-templated transcription; system development
Molecular function (GO): DNA binding
Source: RefSeq, a predicted model, not a curated record